Molecule: messenger RNA, 717 nt
Organism: Colossoma macropomum (tambaqui)
Lineage: Eukaryota; Metazoa; Chordata; Actinopteri; Characiformes; Serrasalmidae
Product: eotaxin-like
Exons: 4
Coding region: 28-378 (116 amino acids)
Biological process (GO): immune response
Cellular component (GO): extracellular region
Molecular function (GO): chemokine activity
Source: RefSeq, a predicted model, not a curated record
CUGACGAGACAGAGAUCAGGCGAGAAAAUGAAAACCAGUGUAGCUGUGAUGAGGAGCCUGGCCACCGUAGCAAUCAUCGCUUUUACCAUCUGGACCGUAGCAGAUGCUGAGAAAGUCAGUCCCUGCUGUGUCUCUGUCUCGAGGUCCAGGGUGGUGGAACCCCUGAAAGCUUUCAGGUUACAGGAGAGUAGCCCUCCAUGCAUCAAAGCUGUCAUCCUCGAGACAGAAAAGGGACAUUUCUGCAUCGAUCCAAGACAGGCUUGGGUGCGGAAGAAGAUUGAAGAGUUUAGAAGACAGCAGAACACGACAGAGUCUCCAACCUCUGUGUCACCUCGCCUGACUUUCUCAGCACCACAGAGCUCAACUGAGAGCAGUUAAUAUCUCAGAAGAAGGACGAGCCAAAUCAUUACUGCCCUACAUCUGCACUCCAACCAGCAAUGCAGUGGUUCCUGAAUUAUACAUAUGAUAUGUAUGUUUAAAAUGGUUAACAAGGCAUUUUUUAAAUGCUAAGCUAAAUUGUAUUAAUUUAUCAUAUUUAUGGGCAGGUUUUCUUUUGAAGCAGAUUGUAUUUAUUUGAAUUUGUUGUGGAAUUUAUUUGAAGAUGUUAUUAUUUAUAAUUGAAAAGUCAAUGAAAUUAUUUUCCCUGUAUUUUUAACCACGACACUGUAAAAUUGCCAUUAAAUGGACAAUAAAUGUAUCAAAUUUGAAUUGGCAUUA